AUGACCAGCUCCCCCUCCCCCCCCGCAUAUCUCUUCGUCGUGAGACACGGAAACAGGCUCGACGCCGCAGACAAGAAAUGGCACCUCUCGUCCCCGACGCCCUACGAUCCCCCCCUCACAUACGGCGGUCUCUUGCAAGCGAGGCAGGUUGGCAACCAGAUCGGUGCCAUUCUCGAGCAGGCCAAAUUCGACGACCAAGAGUCACGCACCGGCGCCUCGUCGAGGAAGCGCAAGCGCUUCAAGGUUGUCAUCCACAGCUCUCCCUUUCUGCGCUGCGUGCAGACGUCGAUUGGCAUUGGCUCCGGUCUGGCCCAGACGUCGCCCGACUCCAUCUACAGCCCUGGCGAUGUCAUCGUCCCGAGAGCCGCCCCCUGCGUCCACCCGCUCCUGUUCAAGUCAGCCUUGCUUCGUCUCGACUCCUUCCUGGGCGAAUGGCUGUCGCCCGAAUACUUCGAGAUGAUCACUCCGCCGCCGGGCCCCGCGCUCAUGAUGGGCGGCGCAAAGGCCGAUCUUCUUCGACGCGAGGACUACAGCGCCUACACCGACCCCAUGCCUGAUGAAAAGCCAGUCUCAAAUGGCCGCUUGUGGCACGCUUCGUCUGCCUCGAGCCCUGCCAACGGCGCGCAAUCGCCCGCUUCCGAGUCUAACCGCGCCAUUGACCUGUCCGCACUGGCCUCGGCUCUCCCCGUGCAGCGCCAGGAACCACGGAACUACGUCGCUCCCAGGCCGCUCUACGCCAUCUCGACCAGCGGCAGGAUCCCUGAGGGCUUUGUGGCACACGCCAGAGAUGCCUGCGUCACGGUCGACUACCAAUGGGACUCGAUGCGGGAGCCGCUCGACUUUGGAGACGGGGGCAAGCUCGGUGAGGAAUGGACGGCGAUGCACAUGCGGUUUCGGGGUGGGCUGAGAAAGCUCGUCAACUGGUACGCGACGACGGAGUCACCCGCCGACUUGGUGACGAAGCCUGCCCAGUCGCUACAGGGCGACGGCCCGGAGGUGGAGGCGGAAGACGACGAGGUGGAGACGGUCAUCAUCAUCGUCUCCCACGGCGCAGGCUGCAAUGCCCUCAUCGGGGCCAUCACCCACCAACCCGUCCUCAUGGAUGUCGGCCUCGCAUCCAUCACCAUGGCCACGCGAAAGCCCAACCUCGACUACGCCCAAAUGCUCGCCGCGGUACCUCUGCCCGCGGACCAAUCGGCAAAGCCUGUCGUUCAGGUCGACAGGAUGUACGACAUGCGGCUCUCCGCCAGCACCGAGCACCUCCAUUCCUUCAGCUCCACGCCCGUGUCCUCGAGGUCGACGUCGAGGUCCAACACCCGGAACCCCAACGGCCAUGGGAAUCGAGGUAGGACGUCGACGCUGGGCAGCUCGGGGGGGCCAGUCAUGAACCCCUUCACGUACCAUGACCUCUUCUCUUCUCCAGUCAGCCGCAGCACUUCGGCGAGCGCCACCGUCGGCGACCCGUUCCGACGCGAAUCUGCCUCCCACCGGCCUGCGCUGCGCGGGUUGGCUCUUGCCACGGCCGGUCUCGCCGGUGUCGUUGGCACGCCGUCGAGCGGAACACACUCGCCGAAUGCGGCGCCGUCGUUUGGCUUGUGGUCGCCGGCUCCCUCGUCUCUGCGGCUCAUGGACGACGGCGCCGAAGACACCGACGACUUUGGCUCACUCCUGCCCGACUUUGACCAGAAGCGCUUCGCUGCCGCGGUUGCAGACAAAGAAGACAAGGAGCCAUCGCCCACGACUAUGCCGUCGACAGCCCCAGCCGUGGGCGGAGCCCCGAUGACGGGCGAAGCCAGCACACCGUCUCUAAAGCAUCCUCCCAAGGGCCCCACGUUUGCCGCGCCCAUCAAGAUCAACACCAACGUGGUGGCCGAUCGCCCGUCGGCAGAGGAGGUCAAGAUGUCUCAGCUCGGCGGCGGCCUAGGGGGUCUCUGGGGCCUGCCGCCUCCGCUUGACGAGGCAGAGCUGUUCCGCGACCUCAGCCACACCAAGCGACGGUGGACGGUCAACGAGCGCGUGUAG
Molecule: messenger RNA, 2022 nt
Organism: Hirsutella rhossiliensis
Lineage: Eukaryota; Fungi; Ascomycota; Sordariomycetes; Hypocreales; Ophiocordycipitaceae
Product: phosphoglycerate mutase
Exons: 2
Coding region: 1-2022 (673 amino acids)
Source: RefSeq, a predicted model, not a curated record